AGUGACGUUCAUAGGAGUUCCUCUGCCCACUAUGGAGUGAAGUUAAUGACAUGCAGGCCACAGUGCAGCCUGCCUCCCGCCCACACACAAGCUGCCGCUGAAUGUUGCUUGUUGCUUGUGUCACGUCCAUUGACGAGUAUGUGUGUGUGAGUGUGUGUGUGUGUGUGUGUGUAAGCUGCAGAGAGCCGAGCACCAGUGAGGCAAGCACAGUGAUCAGAUGCUCCCAUCGAGGAGGACGCAGAUGGACAGCUUAGUGCAGCCUCUCGUCGCCCAAUACCUCGCCAUGGGCUGUCAAUCAAAAGUCAACAACAAAAGUGAAAGUAUACCCACGGACAACAAGGGCAAAGACGAUGCGAGAGUGACUCCAGGAUGUGGCUCCAGGUCUAGAGUUUCCCCGCCGGGACGUCCUCAAAGGUUCCACAAACCCAGCCAGGUCCACACCCCCACAAGCAAGCCGAUGACGUCUCUGGGUCACCUCACCAAGGGGGCGAGCUGGGAGGAGCUCAUCCAGGCUUGUUUGCAGGCCUUUGAUUCAGACGGCUCCGUAUGGCAACGCAGCCACUUAUUGAACAUCACCCUGACCAUGCAUCGUCUCCUCAUCUCCUCCAGCGAUCUGCUGGAUAAGCUCACUGCUUUAUUUAAAACAGCCAUGGACAACGAGCAGCCAGCAGAGUGCCAAAGGAUAUGCUACCUCAUCAGGCACUGGAUUCAGGAAUUCUGGAUGAUGUUCAGGUUGCAACACAGCUUGUCAGACAGCUUGGAUCAACUCCGGGAUUUGAUCAUGGAGCAGGGACAGGAGCAUCUCUGCUCUCUUCUAGAGACCAAAUGGAUAAACGAACGGGACUGGUCUUGGAAAGCCAGCCAGAAGAUCAAAGCUAACAGCAGCAAAAAGAGGAAGGUAUCUCUUCUUUUUGACCACCUGGAACCCAUCGAACUGGCCGAACAUCUCACCUUCCUGGAGUUUAAAUCAUUCUGCAGAAUAUCAUUUGUAGACUAUCAGAAAUACAUCCGCAACUGCUGCAUGAAGGACAUCCCCUUGAUGGAACGUUCCAUCGCGCUGUGUAAUGGUGUCUCCCAGUGGGUGCAGCUGAUGGUGCUGAGCAGGCCGACCGCUCAGCUGAGAGCUGAGGUUUUCACCAAGUUCAUCCAUGUGGCACAGGGUUUGCACGUCAUGCACAACUACAACACAUUAAUGGCAGUGGUGGGAGGGCUUUGUCACAGCUCCAUAUCCAGACUGAAGGACACCACCUCCCAUGUACCCAGUGAGGUCAUCAAGGUGUUAAAUGAAAUGACAGAUCUGCUGUCCUCCUGCCGGAACUUUGAUAACUACAGACAAGCAUUCAGCAGGUAUACAGGUUUUAAAAUCCCCAUCCUGGGGGUCCACCUCAAAGACCUAAUUUCAGUCAACGAGGCCAUGCCGGACUAUGUGGAGGACAAUAAAGUGAACGUUCAGAAGCUCCAGGCACUCUACAGUCACAUCAACGAGCUGAUCCAGCUCCAGCAGAUCCCCCCCAAGCUGGACGCCAACAAAGACCUGGUCCAUCUGUUGACGCUGUCCUUGGACCUUUACUACACCGAGGAUGAAAUCUAUGAACUCUCUUACGCUCGGGAGCCCAGAAACUGUAAAGCCACUCCAUCCACCCCAUCUCGACCUCCAGUGGUUGUGGACUGGGUAUCAGGAGUUGCCCCCAAACCCGAUCCCCGAACCAUCAGCAAGCAUGUGCAGAGAAUGGUGGACUCCGUUUUUAAGAACUACGAUCACGACGAGAACGGCUUCAUUUCCCAGGAGGACUUUGAGAAAAUUGCCGCCAGUUUCCCCUUCUCCUUCUGUGUCAUGGACAAAGAUAAAGAGGGUCUCGUCAGUCGAGAUGAGAUCACGGCUUAUUUCAUGCGGGCUAGCGUCAUCUGCUCCAAACUGGGGCUUGGCUUUGUCCACAACUUUCAGGAGACAACAUACAUGAAGCCCACCUUCUGUGAUAACUGCUCAGGAUUUCUGUGGGGUGUCAUCAAGCAAGGCUACAGAUGCAAAGACUGCGGGAUGAAUUGCCACAAGCUGUGCAAGGACCAGGUGGCUUUUGAGUGCAAGAAAAACACCAGAGUGAACAAUAACGCCAUCGACAGUCCCACGCCGAGCUCCACGCCUGUUACCACGGGAACCUCAGAGGGUUCAGACGAAUGUCCUUUCCCGUACCCGUCCGAUGACAGCAAAGACUGGAGCCCAGACUCCCCGGUCUCCUCGCAUUCGGGGCUAAACAGAGUCCACAGCGCCACCCAGACCGAUGGACCUCCACUGUCGCCCGAAUCCGCUCACACUCAACCGGCCCUGCUCGUCCCGGCCCCCGCCCCGACCUCCCCGACGUGCCCCAGCCCGCUGCUCCAAAGGAAACAACGCCAUUGUGCCAAGUGGGAGAACCGAGCUUCUCUUGUGCAGAAGCCCAGCGAGCCCGAAGAAGAAGAGAAUCAAUCAGUCAGCGAAACCCUCCAAUCACGUCUUUGCCAGGAGAACCAAAGGCUCCAGAAGGCCAACGAGACGCUACACAGGAAGUUGAAGGAGGCCGAACAGGAGGUGGAAAUGUUAAAGACGCUGCUGGAGAGGCGCACACUUCAUCCCGUGGAGGAGGACGACUCCUUCUAGAUACAUCAAGUACUGUACAUGUACAGUAAACCUCGGAUAUAUCGGAUUCAAUUGUUCCCACUGGUUUUGUCCGAUAUAAGCGAAAUCCGUUAUAUGCGUAUACCGGAAAAUGUCCGUUUUACGCAUAUAUCGGAUUUAUAUCCGGUAUAUGCGUAAAUCGGAUUUUAUUCGUUUUAAAAAGGCACUUCCUUGACUAUGUUUCCAAUGUACCUGGACGCGCAGGCAACGCUGCAAACGCUGCAAAUGACGUCGUAUAGCGGCGUGCCACGAUGCGGCGAUAUAUCCGAUAUAUGCGAGGGAAAUUUAAUGGAAAUGCAUUGGAACGGGACUGGAGAUUUUGUCCGAAAUAGGCAAAAUCCGUUAUAAAAAAUCCGAUAUAUGCAAUGAAUUUUUAUUGGAAAUGCAUUACAGAAAAAUCGGUUCUUUUUUAUCCGUCCAUUGUGAGCGAAUUUCCGAUAUAUCCGAGGUUUACUGUACAUGAAACGGGCAUUUAUGAUCCGGAUCUGGUAGAAUACACAGUGGAAUCUCCAAGGUUUGGAUUUCAAGCUACAUUUUCUCAAACCAAAAAAAAAAACCCUGAUGCCGUGCGAGAUACCCGCAAAUCCUUUAAGCAUGUCAACUUUUUCUUCGGAAAAACUAAUGCUCAGCUUCCUGAAUCCUCCUCAUCAGGUCAGCACAUGGAAGACGGCGCCCUCUACUGACGUGAUACUUGAAAAAAAAAUAA
This is a messenger RNA of Doryrhamphus excisus (bluestripe pipefish), 3359 nucleotides long. NCBI's taxonomy places the organism in Eukaryota, Metazoa, Chordata, Actinopteri, Syngnathiformes, Syngnathidae. The record is from RefSeq and is a predicted model, not a curated record.